AUGGAGUCGAGGGCUGAGCGGCGGCUGAGAUUGAUUCAGGCCCAUCUGGUUCCCGUCUCCGACGAUGAUUUCUUGCGGGUUUCUGCGAAUCCGACCGCCGGCGAAUAUUUUCACGCAGGCCAGAGAUAUAGUGUAGUUCUGCCUGAAAAAUUGCAAACCGGAAAAUGGAAUGUGUACAGAUCUGCACGUUCUCCUUUGAAACUCGUCGACAGAAUCCCAGAACAUCCAGAGAUUGGCACAUUGCACGAUAACUUUGUACAUGCAGUUGAAAAUUUCCAAGACUACAAAUAUUUGGGUACACGUAUACGGGUAGAUGGUACAGUUGGAGAGUACAAAUGGAUGACAUAUGGAGAGUCAGGUAGUGCUCGAUCAGCUAUAGGUUCGGGACUUCGCCAUCAUGGAUUACAAUCAGGAGCUCGUGUUGGGCUUUAUUUUAUUAAUAGACCAGAAUGGAUAAUCGUGGAUCAUGCAUGCUCAGCAUAUUCGUACAUUUCAGUUCCUUUAUAUGAUACCCUUGGUCCUGAUGCUGUUAAAUAUAUUGUGAAUCACGCUGAUGUACAAGCCAUUUUUUGUGUGCCAAGUACCUUAAACACUCUGCUAAGCUUCCUGUCCGAGAUUCCAUCUGUACGUGUAAUAGUGGUGGUGGGUGGGGUAGAUGAACAUCUCCCAUCUCUACCUUCCACUACAGGAGUUGAGCUUUUAUCGUACACGAAAUUACUAAGUCAGGGUCGCAGUAACCUACUUCCAUUUUGUCCUCCCAAACCCGAAGACAUAGCAACUAUAUGCUAUACAAGUGGUACUACUGGGACACCAAAGGGAGUUGUACUGUCACAUGGAAACUUGAUUGCAAGUAUUGCUGGAAUGACGCUUGUAAUCAAAUUUAAUUCCUCUGACAUUUACAUAUCCUAUCUUCCCCUGGCACACAUCUAUGAACGAGCUAAUCAGAUUAUUUCGGUGUAUUACGGUGUUGCUGUUGGCUUCUACCAGGGGGAUAACCUGAAAUUGAUGGAUGACUUGGCUGCUCUGAGGCCCACUAUUUUCUCCAGUGUUCCUCGUUUAUACAACAGAAUAUAUGCUGGGAUUACAAAUGCUGUGAAAACUUCUGGUGUUCUGAAGGAGAGGUUAUUUAAUGCGGCAUACAAUUCCAAGAAGCAAGCUGUAAUGAGUGGGCGAAAACCAUCACCAAUGUGGGACAGAUUGGUGUUCAAUAAAAUAAAGGACAAGCUUGGAGGCCGAGUCCGUUACCUGACUUCAGGUGCUUCACCAUUGUCUCCUGAUGUGAUGGAGUUUUUGAGGGUGUGUUUUGGAUGCCAAGUGGUUGAAGGUUAUGGCAUGACAGAGACAUCUUGCGUCAUUAGCUCUAUGGAAGAGGGUGACAACUUAACAGGUCAUGUUGGUUCCCCCAAUCCUGCAUGUGAAAUAAAGCUUGUGGAUGUGCCUGAAAUGAAUUAUACCUCGGAGGAUCAACCACAUCCUCGUGGGGAGAUUUGUGUCAGAGGACACACAGUGUUCCAAGGCUAUUACAAAGAUGAAGUCCAGACGAGAGAAGUAAUGGAUGAUGAAGGCUGGCUGCACACAGGAGAUAUUGGAUUAUGGCUACCUGGGGGCCGCCUGAAAAUCAUUGAUAGGAAAAAGAACAUAUUUAAGUUGGCCCAGGGUGAAUACAUCGCACCAGAGAAAAUUGAGAAUGUGUACGCAAAGUGUAAAUUUGUUGCACAGUGCUUUGUGUAUGGUGAUAGCUUGAACUCAUGCCUUGUUGCUGUAGUCUGUGUGGAACCAGAUGUUUUGAAAGAUUGGGCAGCAUCAGAGGGUAUCAAGUAUGAAGAUUUGGGGCAACUGUGUGCUGAUCCAAGAGCAAGAGCUGCUGUACUUGCAGACAUGGAUGCUGUCGGCAGGGAAGCUCAGCUGAGAGGUUUCGAAUUUGCCAAAGCUGUGACACUAGUGGUUGAGCCGUUCACUCUGGAAAAUGGCUUGUUGACUCCAACAUUUAAGAUCAAAAGGCCUCAAGCAAAGGCCUACUAUGCGCAAGCAAUAGCUCAUAUGUACACCGAGCUCUCAACAUCCGAUCCAACACCACAAAAGCUGUUGUAA
Molecule: messenger RNA, 2091 nt
Organism: Striga hermonthica
Lineage: Eukaryota; Viridiplantae; Streptophyta; Magnoliopsida; Lamiales; Orobanchaceae
Source: the annotation of a GenBank genome assembly